UCCAAUGGGGAAGUGUUGCUGCGCAGUCACACAAAAAAACAAACGAAGAAGAGAAGAGGGCAACUCGUCACCGCACAAGAAGAAGCAGAAGAAGAAGAUCCCAGCUCUGGAGGAGACAUGGCUUCCCCUGCCGGCUGUGAGCAUUAUGUGCGCAGCUGCUUAUUAAAAGCACCUUGCUGUGAUAAACUGUAUGUGUGUCGGCUGUGCCACGAUGCAGAGGAGAACCACCAGAUGGAUCGAUUCAAAGUCAGAGAGGUUCAGUGUUCCGAGUGUCAGACGGUGCAGCAGGCACAGCAGACUUGCCAGCAGUGUCAUGCGCAGUUUGGGGAGUAUUACUGUGACAUUUGCCACUUGUUCGACAAGGAUAAGAAGCAGUACCACUGUCUGCCCUGUGGAAUAUGCAGGAUUGGGCCCAGGGAGAAGUAUUUCCAUUGUGAGAAGUGCAAUCUGUGUUUAGCCCAGGAUCUGCGGGGAAACCACAAGUGUGUUGAAAAUGUUUCAAGGCAGAACUGCCCAGUGUGUAUGGAGGAUAUUCACACGUCCAGAAUCGGAGCUCACGUUCUUCCAUGCGGCCAUCUUUUACACAAGACCUGCUUUGAUGACAUGGUCAGAACGGGAGCGUAUCGCUGCCCGCUGUGUAUGCACUCUGCCUGGAACAUGGAGGAGCACUGGGAUCGGAUAGACAAAGAGAUUUCCCUGUCACCGAUGCCCACCGAGUACCAGGGUGCUACUGUCAAAAUUAUAUGUAACGACUGCCAAGCCCACUGCACUGUGCCUUUCCAUGUGCUGGGGAUGAAGUGCAGCGCCUGUGGUUCCUACAACACAGCUCAGGACGGAGGACUCAUCCAGCAGCCUCAACAGCAGCAGCAGCAGCCAGAGCAGGACGCAGAGACAGACACAGAGCCAGAGCAGCAGGAUCAACCUCAGUCACCCACGCCACAUUAGAAAUGACCUUUGUAUUUUAGACAUUUGGCUGGUGCACUUAACUCGUACUAACUUACAUUGAGUAGACUGAGCCAAUAUUCCUAGAUUGUACAAAAAAAACCCAUCUAUUUUCUGUACCUAUCCUCUUCAGUGUUGGAACCCAUCCCAGCAUGCACUGUGUGAGAUGAAGGGUAUCAGGCUAUCAAGGGACUAAAGCAACAUGCAAUUUAGAGUCCUAGUCCACCUGACUACUCAGAAAGGUGUUGCUGGGUGGUGGGGGGGUGACAGUAUAACCACUGAGCCACUGUGUGGCGUCGUGAUAAAACAAUGAGCUGGUUACCUGCUACUGGUGGUGAAGGUUGUACAGUAUCGGAUCGAUUGUGAUUGUUUUCUGUUAAGUUCGGGGACUGUGCCGCACUACAGCCUAUUUAAAUACUCUCAGUAAGAAGUGUUAACCAAGGCGCGUUACACUUGACACUCCACCAGUUUUGUAAGUUUGUCAGACACAAACAGAAAUUAAAACUAACCUCAGGCAGAAGUCAUCGUGAUUAACAAAGUAGUUAGUCUGCACGUUAACUUAACUGACAGCAUGGUACAAGGCAACGUGCAAAUGAGGUGAAUAGGAUUAAAAUACAAUUCAGGAUUUUGUAAAAGUGGAAAUCCACACACAGGGAAUUUAAAAUGGAUUAUACAAAUAUCUCAAAAAGAUUCACAAGGCAUUUGUGCAGAAAAUUCCCAAAAGGUUCAUGGGCUAAAUACCCUUGCAUUUGCUGCUUUUUCUUGCAUAGAUGCCCUGUCAGUCAAAGAUUAAAGGACCAAUAUGUAAUAUAUUUACUGUAAUAAAUCAUAAAAUGAUCACGAUGUGUCAUCAGAGAUUAAGGAAACAUGCUGAAUUGAAAUACUGGCUUCUCCGAAAACAAUGCCACAGCCAGGAUGUUCUCCUUUGAAAUUUCCAUUCUGGUCCGGAACGUCUGUUUUUUGCUUUGGAUCUGUGUGAUCUCGUCCACUGCCCAUUUCAACACCCCGUUACCACAUAUGAAACAAAUUGGCACACAAACACAGCCUUCAGCAGCCAUGGAAACAAGUAAACCAACUGGAUCAACAGAGAUAACGUUAACGUUAGAUUCUACCCGACCGGCCGAAAGCCUCGGCACAUCUCUCUGUGGUCCGUGUGCAGCUGGUCAUCGUGGCAGCGAGUAUUUGAGACACACAGCCGGUAAAGUGAUUACGUCUACUGCUGCUGGCCAGAGGCUAACAUGCUCGUGUCCAAAAGGUCUUAAAUUGCGAAAACGCGCACUGUUAUCAGUCACACGGGAGGAGCAGACGGGCCAUAGCUCCAAUGUUUUGAAUUUGGACUGUUGUUACCCAUUUUAAACUGUCAGUACUACCUAUUGGUCCUUUAAACAGAUAGCAUCUUUCUAGAUUUGACUUGAGUCUGUAUUUUAAUUGCUGAGUGUUGAUCCCACUCUUGAUAAUGUUUUAUUAAUAAUAAAUGCUACAAUUGAAAUUUGUCUAUCUAAUUCUUGUUAAAGUCCCUAGCUGUAAUCCAAAUAUAAACAAAAGCAUAUUCAAAACACAGGUUUGGAAGCUGCUGUCACUCCCAAAAUGACUAAUGUUGUUUAUGGUUAUGGAUUGUAAAAACUGAAGUAUAACAGUUAUGAUAAGCUGAGAAACAUUUAGAAAAAAUAAUUUCUCAUUGAUAAGUCAAACAAUUGCAUUAUGUAUAAAUGUGUAAAUGUACCAGUAAUUUAGAUAGUCCAAAAACGUGCUGAUUGGGCCCUUUAGCCUGCUCGUUUUCUAAAGUCAGCCAAGGAGAUGACAGUAUGGUCUGUGGCAUUGGAAAUAUAUUCCAAGUCUUACCUAUUUGUUAUAAUAUAAUAUGCAUAAUUACAACUGCAACACAUGCUGCAGUACCUAUUGACUGUUUCCUUCUCAUACAGUACUGUAAUUCCUGGUAUGGCUGCUGUGACAUAAGGCCCUUGAUUCUGGUAACAUUUGCUUUUUUGUGUUUUUGUUACUUGCAGGUGUAAAGUUUGGUUACCUUUACAAUGACAGUAAAACCAAGUCCCAAUAAACAUCAUCAUUUUACUAAAA
This is a messenger RNA of Sebastes umbrosus (honeycomb rockfish), 3018 nucleotides long. RefSeq names its product ring finger and CHY zinc finger domain containing 1 (gene rchy1). Bases 118 to 945 code for a protein of 275 amino acids. Gene Ontology annotation, biological process: protein ubiquitination; ubiquitin-dependent protein catabolic process. The record is from RefSeq and is a predicted model, not a curated record. NCBI's taxonomy places the organism in Eukaryota, Metazoa, Chordata, Actinopteri, Perciformes, Sebastidae. Gene Ontology annotation, cellular component: nucleus. Gene Ontology annotation, molecular function: ubiquitin protein ligase activity; zinc ion binding. The transcript has 9 exons.